AUGCAUAACAGCGAUACAGAGUACAAAUUCGUUGAACAACUGAAGGCGAAUGAGUUGUAUGCAGAACCGAGAGAAUUUGUACUCAGUAACGAAUUACGUCCGGGUAUUCAAGCGCUUGCAACUAGUUUGGACGAGGGAAACUUCAAAAAAUUUCAGUGCGCUCUGAAUAAGGGAGCUAACCCGAAUGGUCGGAACGAUCACACUGGAUUUACAGUUUUCGAAGAAGUUUGUAAGCGAAGCGGUAGUGCUCAAUUUAUUUCGGAAUGCCUGAAAAACGACGCCGAUGGGCAAAUGCAAAACGAUAAUGGCAUGUUUCCAAUUCACUUCGCAACAUCAUCGCGAGAUCCCAACAAUAUUCGAGCGUUAUUAAAUAAUUUGAUGAUUGACAUUGACGAGACCUAUCAAAAUCGAACCCCUCUACAUAUGUUGUUCGAGAAGAUAGAUGAUUCGAACUGGAAAAACGACUUUGAAUGCAUCAAAGUUUUGUUGGAAAAAGGAGCAGAUUUCAACAUUCCUAACGCAGAAAACCGCACACCGCUUGGUGUCUUCGUAAUCAGCUCGAAAAACUGGAAAACGAAUUCCGAGUUUUGGCGAAAGGAAAUACUGGAAUAUUGCCUCAAAAAUGCGAGAGUAGAUGUAGACAAGUCCAGAAAUGAAGAGCUUCGUAAGAAAAUAGAUGAGUACUUCCCGGAUACUGAAAUUCCCUCCUACACCAUGGAGAUAAAUAGGGACGUACUUAAAUCGCCGUUGAAGCCAGACAGGGAUGCAAAGUUCGAUGUGGAUGUCAAGCUAUAUAAGGAUAAACAUAAAAAUGAUAAACGCGCAUGGGAACAAGAAAUGAGAGAGCUAGUGAAAACUGCUGUUAAGUCUGGAACGUUAGCUUCGGUGAAAAAACUCGUGGAAGACGGUUCCGUCCCUGAUUCAGCUUUGGAACUGUCAGCACUUCUAGGCACAUGUUGUAGCUACGGAAACUGCGAUAUACUAGAGUAUUUGCUGUCAAAGCUCGGAAACACGGAAAAUGAUAUCGAACAGAUCAACAAACAACCACUUCUGUCAUUGGCCAUUAAAGAAAUGAAAAUCUCCAAAAAUAAGGGCAAUUGUCCCUUUGUACAAUGCGUCAAGUGCUUGCUGGCUGAUAAACGCAUCAAAGUCGAUACAGCAGAUAGCAAGGGAUUCAGUGCACUCCAUUUCGCAGUCAAAUAUAAAUUUGACGAGGUAGUGGAUUUACUGCUGGAACAUUCUGCAUACAUUGGCAAACAGAACAUGUUCAAGGAAAUGCCGAUUUGUGACAUCAGUCCUGAAACGUUAGAAACCUUUCUCGAUUCACGCUUAACAACCAACGAGAAACGACCGGAAGAUGAUGAUUAUGAGAUCAAAAUUGAUUUUUCUGGUCUGGUUCCGCCGAAGUCUGAACAGAAUUCUGAACCGACUAUCACCGUAAACCGCUCCGCAGAUGAAAUGUUACCAAUUGUGUACAUGUCAAAAUCAUCCGAUUUAAAACAUCUGCUGAAGCAUCCCGUUAUAUCUAGUUUUGUGCUGAUAAAGUGGCAACAGCUGAUUCGCUACUUCUACUUUAAUUUCUUAAUAUGUACUCUAUUAUUCAUAUCAUUAACAUGGUAUGUGGUAGGUUGGUCUAGACCGGACGCCGUUGAUGGUUAUCUCAAAAAGUUGUUAUUUUGGACAGCAUUAAUUUGUACUACAUACAUGUUGGUGAGAGAAAUCCUACAGAUGAUUCUAUAUAAAAUGAUGUACCUUAAGUCAAUGGCAAACUGGACGGAGAUGGCCUUAAUCCUUACGUCAGCCGCAUUCCUUCUAGGUUUUUUGAAAAACGAAGUUAUAUCUGCUGUUGUUAUUCUAUUGUCUGCUGUAGAAUUUACCGUACUGGUAGGAACGUUACCAAUCCUAUCUAUAUCCACACACAUGGUGAUGCUGAAGACGGUGUCUAAAAAUUUCAUAAAAUGUAUUGUGUUGUAUUGUGCAAUCCUGAUUUCCUUCGCCAUGUGCUUCUACACAUCAUUCAAUGUUAGUACCCUAGAAAACAAUCAAAACAAAACGAACACAAACUCUUCCGCAAAAAUUGACAACAGUUCCAAGUUCAAUCAAUUCGCUGAUAUAGGAACUUCUCUGUUGAAAACAUUGGUUAUGUUAACAGGUGAAUUUGGAGCUGCAGAUAUAACAUUUGAUUCGAACAGCUCCCGUUACCUUAUAUUUGUUUUAUUUAUAUUUUUUGUUCCCAUUGUGAUAUUCAAUCUGAUCAAUGGUUUGGCCGUUAGUGACAUUGUGGCGAUCAAAGCUGAAGCUGAAUUAAUAGGACUGUCCCAAAAAGUGGAUGUUAUCUAUCAAACGUACUUGUUCGAGAAUGCGUUGAAAACAUUGGACAUCAUAGGAUAUCUCUCGAGAAAUAUGCUGCAUAUCGUCAAAAUAACGCCCAAUACGUCUAACGAAAUACAUAGUUCAGUAUCGAGCAAUAAUGAUGAUGUAGAAGGUAGCCAUAAGAAAAAGCUCCCCUUUCGAUGCUGCAGCUUACCUUCGGUCUACCGAAUGGAUGGUAAAAUAUUGAAAUAUGCCAAGGAGAUUUUAAGUAAGCGUAACAGAAAGAGUAAAUCCAUGGAACUUAGAUUGACAGAGAUCGAACGAGGCGUUCAAGCAAUAUUGGCACAUUUGAAGUGA
Molecule: messenger RNA, 2670 nt
Organism: Ochlerotatus camptorhynchus
Lineage: Eukaryota; Metazoa; Arthropoda; Insecta; Diptera; Culicidae
Product: transient receptor potential cation channel protein painless-like
Exons: 6
Coding region: 1-2670 (889 amino acids)
Biological process (GO): monoatomic ion transport; transmembrane transport
Cellular component (GO): membrane
Molecular function (GO): monoatomic ion channel activity; protein binding
Source: RefSeq, a predicted model, not a curated record